AUGGCGCCUGGCAAAUCUAAAAACCUUGUCCCUAAUUCUUUGAAAAUGCACCAGACUCGAGCAACGCUUCCGCGGAAGAGCAAGGAACGGCACUUGUUCUUUCCGUCCCCCGCUGGAGGAACCAACACUACAAAAGAGACGGAGGAACCACCUGCUGGUCGUCACCCUACCGGACAGCAUCAAAAGACUAAUCAUCGGAGCCUCGAUGAGCUCAACGCUGCUGAUGGCGCUGGAACGUCCGAGCUUUCGCCGACCACUGGUGUCACUCCGUCCCAGCCAGCCAAGGCUUCGGGCCAGCCCGCCAAGGCUUCGGGCCAGCCCGCCAAGGCUUCGGGCCAGCCCGCCAAGGCUUCGGGCCAGCCCGCCAAGGCUCCGGGCCAGCCCGCCAAGUCUCCGGGCCAGCCUGUCAAGGCUACUGCAGUCCCUGCCGACACCGCUGGUGGUUCCGAAGGCUCCGGUGACGGUGGUCAUCCCCCUGCUGUCAUCGAAACUAUCGAAAAUUGUGUCGCUGUCGCCGCAGCUUAUGACGAGGAGGAGCGCGACGAACCCUUGGUGAACGACGAGCUGGUAGCCAAGGCGGGUACUCAAAAGGCGAUCGCGGAUACAUAUCGCAAGGAGAACGAGCGUAGGGCGGCGGAAUUGAAAGACUGCCUCGUGCUUAUCACGCACCUUGCUAAGAAGGCCUCGGAAGUUGACGCGGGCGCUCUCACCUGGGAAGUGUACACCAAGAAGUCUUGCGAUGAGUUUCUGUACAACCGAGAGAUGCUCAAUCUUAGUCCCGACUCUGAUGACAUGCUGAAGUCGCUCAUAAGGCAUUCGGGCCACACGCCAGACUCACCCGAAGGCUUGAAAGUGGCUGCAAUUGCGACGUCGCAAGGCAAGCUGAGGCAUGCCUGUGUGCGUUUCAAUGAUCGCAUCGUCCCGUUUUCCACCGACGGUUUUGUUCUAUGUGCUGCUCUGUGGGACUCUGAGUGGGACGGGUCCCUCCCGAUUGCCUUGUUUCCUGAGCAGCUUCUUGUGCUGCUGGCAGUAGUGCGCUCCAAAUCGCGCAAUCCCUGCUGCAAGGCCCAGUUCACGCGUUCCGGGGAUCCUGGAGCUCUUGCCAGGCAGGCACGGGUGGUGCAGCGUUGGAUCAACGCCACCGAAGUUAAGCGCGAUGGAGAGUGCAUUGGCAUCGGGAAGCUGUGCACCGUCGGUUGGACCGACAUUUCUGAAGAGGAGCUAGCGGGGGAUGAGCUUGGGGAUCUGUCACCUGAUGAUCUUGUCCCGACCAGCGCUCAUCGCAGGGUUUAUUAUCCGAACGAGGUGCAGGUAGAACUGUUCUAG
Closterium sp. Yama58-4 is the source of this 1326-nucleotide messenger RNA. The record is from the annotation of a GenBank genome assembly. Lineage: Eukaryota; Viridiplantae; Streptophyta; Zygnematophyceae; Desmidiales; Closteriaceae.